Messenger RNA from Aspergillus sclerotioniger CBS 115572, 785 nucleotides. Its product is annotated as PHF5 family protein. Gene Ontology annotation, cellular component: U2 snRNP; precatalytic spliceosome; catalytic step 2 spliceosome. The transcript has a single exon. Bases 221 to 547 code for a protein of 108 amino acids. Gene Ontology annotation, biological process: mRNA splicing, via spliceosome. Lineage: Eukaryota; Fungi; Ascomycota; Eurotiomycetes; Eurotiales; Aspergillaceae. The record is from RefSeq and is a predicted model, not a curated record.
CGUUUCUUCCGCUUCCUCUCUCCCUCACUCUCUCUUCCUCCUCGGCUCCCCGCUUCGAGUACUUUCCAUUCCGCUGACAUAUCUUGCGAAAAUUUCUGGCUGGGCGUGUGACUUGCUCUCGAUAUCUGCAGAUUUAUCAUUCAGCGCGACUUGAUAUCUGCUUGAAUUUCUCACUGUUUUCAACGUCCUCAUCGCGUUGCUCGAUCUAUCUUGAAUCACCAUGUCUCGCCAUCACCCCGAUCUCGUCAUGUGCCGCAAGCAGCCGGGCAUCUCUAUCGGCCGCCUGUGCGACAAGUGUGACGGCAAAUGUCCCGUGUGCGAUUCCUACGUGCGUCCUACGACCUUGGUUCGGAUUUGCGACGAGUGCUCCUUCGGAAACUACCAGAAUAAGUGCAUUGUGUGUGGUGGGGAGGGGAUCAGUGACGCCUUUUAUUGCUUCGAGUGUACGCGUCUAGAGAAGGAUCGGGAUGGGUGUCCGAAGAUUAUAAACUUGGGAAGUUCGAGGACCGAUUUAUUCUACCAAAAGAAAAGUUUUCGAAAUCAUUGACACCGUCGUGUACUUUGUUCGCCACGCGUUGGCUCUGUGCGCUCGGGCUCAUGGCGAGAACAACUACCCUGCAUCUUACGGUACUGGCUCUAAAGAGAGCCCUACGAGUUACGGGGUGGGGCGGGCGAAUAUGAACGGAUGUUGCAGCUACAAGAAAAAGAAUGGUACCAGCGGAGUUCGGCCAUAGGUGCCCAGGGCUAUAUACUGUCGAUGUCAUAGAGCGAGAUAUACAGAGGUU